Molecule: messenger RNA, 1002 nt
Organism: Penicillium antarcticum
Lineage: Eukaryota; Fungi; Ascomycota; Eurotiomycetes; Eurotiales; Aspergillaceae
Product: thioesterase family protein
Exons: 2
Coding region: 1-1002 (333 amino acids)
Source: RefSeq, a predicted model, not a curated record
AUGUCUACCCUCAACCGAUCAUUCGAAGAAGCCAUCAAGGUUACACCCCAAGGCUCCAACAAAUACAGCGCCAACCUCCGCCCAGAAUGGUGCAUAGGAACCGUUCCCCAUGGCGGCUAUACGACAGCGGUAAUCUAUACCCUAGCAAAAACGCACUUUGCGCACGCCCACGCAACAAGAUACAAAACAACACCCUCCCCAAUCUCCCUGCAACUCUCCUUCCUCCGCCGCACAGCGGCAGGCCCAGCAACCUUUGAAGUGGAAGAUGUAAAGCUAGGCCUACGCACCAGCACAAUCCAUAUCAAACUCCUCCAAGAAUCCGACAAGAAGCCCGGACAAAUGGAAAUCAUGGUUGCGGGCUAUAUAACACUCAGCCCGCCAGACACGGAGGUCGGAAUCAGCGCUGGGACAGGCUGGAAGCCGUACCCCGUUCCGCCGGCUGGAUCGCGUGCUGAUGGGUCUGUUGAUCUUUCUGUGUUGGGAUCUACCGGGCGUGAUGGUGGCUGGAUGAAGAUGAAUCCGCCGUUCGCGGAGUUCCGGAAGGCUGCUGCGCAAAUUGAAUUGUUUGGACCUGUUGAGAAACGGGUUGGGAUGGAGGUUGAUCAGUGGGCGCGGUUUAGGCCUGGCGGUGAUGUUAAUGGACGUUGGACUGAUGCUGCGGUUGCAUAUCUUGUUGAUAUGUUCCCUAUGGCGCUUGAUGGGUUUGAUCAUAUGUCUGCUGAGGCUGUUGCCCGUGAGGAGGGGGGUUCGGCUGAGGAGCUGAAGGCUAAGUUUUGGUAUCCGACUGUUACGUUAAAUGUGGAUAUGAAGAAGCAUCUUCCUGCUGGUGGUGUGGAGUGGCUUUAUAGUCGGGUUGUCACAAAGGUUGUUAGAGAUGGACGGACGGAUUUGGAGGUUACUGUUCUUGAUCAGAAUGGUGAGGUUGUUGCGUUGAGUACGCAGGUUGGGUUGGUUGUUAGUGCUAGUCGGAAUGUUGGGACGCGGAAGUUCCAAAAGUUGUAG